This is a messenger RNA of Closterium sp. NIES-65, 4428 nucleotides long. NCBI's taxonomy places the organism in Eukaryota, Viridiplantae, Streptophyta, Zygnematophyceae, Desmidiales, Closteriaceae. The record is from the annotation of a GenBank genome assembly.
AUGAGGCUCUCAGCAGACGACGACCACGUGGCAGUGCUGCACACGUGUGCAGCCCCAACAGCCUCAAUCUUCCUCUGUCUGCUUUUGGUCCUCUUGUCUCUCGAUCCCCCUCCCAGGCUCGCAGCAGACGACGACCAUGUGGCAGUGCUGCACACACGCAGCCCCAGCAAUGCGGGGGGAGCAUGCUUCCUCCGCUUCGUUGCUGCGUGCUACCUCUCCCACAGCGCAGAGUUUCCCAGUGCGUGGCAAGCCCUUGCUUCUCUCCCCCAACCCCUCGGCCAACCAGAACUCGCCACGUGGCACCCCCUCCCCCCCGAAGAGCUGGGGGAGGGGAAGGGGGAGCAUGGGGGACAGGGGGAGCUUGGGGGGAAUGGGGCGCUGGGGCAGCAGAGGGAGGAGUGGGGGGAGGUGGUGGGGGGAGGGCAGAGGGGCAGCAUGGGUCAGCAGCGCUACUGCACCUACGUGGACGAGUUUGUGAAGGCAGGGCGAGGGGAUGAGGUGGGUGCUAUUCGGUUUAGUGCGGUGUUGUGCGGUGGCAGCACGGGGCAGCAGCAAUACUGCAGCUACGUGGAUGAGUUUGUGAAGGCAGGGCGAGGGGAUGAGGUGGGUGAGCCAUCACUCGCCUCUCUGCCCCCCGCCGCCCCAAUUCUUCGGAAGCUUAUCCUCAGCGCAUGCCCAUCCAUCGAUGGGGCUGGCGUCUUUCGUCCGUAUCUUAAGGUGUUUCGGAGGGGAGCAGAAGUGAGCAGCAGUGUCUUGCCUGGGGAGGUGCCGCCCUCCUUCCCCACGGGUUCAGCGUGGAUGGCGCCCUUGGAGGUCAACUCCCCUGUGUGGGGCGACUGGUUAUGCCUCUCCCCCUUCCCCAUGCCCCCAUUCCCCCCUUCCCCAUGCCCCCAUUCCCCCCUUCCCCAUGCCCCCAUUCCCCCCUUCCCCAUGCCCCCAUUCCCCCCUUCCCCACUCCCCACCACCAACCGCCAGGUGCCACCCUCCUUCCCCACGGGUCAGCGUGGAUGGUUCCCUUUGAGGUCCACGUCCCUGUGUGGGGCGACUGACUGUGCCUCCCCCCUUCCCCACUCCCCACCCUCCCCACCUGCGUACCGCCAGGUGCCGCCCUCCUUCCCCACGGGGGCAGCCUGGAUGGUGCCCUUCGAGGUCAACGCCCCCUUGUGGGGCGACUGUGCGUUCGCCGUGCAUCACUGGACAGGCACCAGCAGCAGGGACGAGAGCGAGCCUGUGUUUGUCUUCGCCUUCCACUCGGCGUUCCUACGCAUCGGCCUCACCCGAAUAACCCUUCACGAGCUUGACUGUGCAUACGGGGGGGACAUCCAAGUACCUGCGGAUUUCUUCAUCGACGUGCUUAUAGAUAUGCCGCAGCCACGCGGUGGCGCGCCAUUGGCCGACGACGCGCACCCUGACGGCGCGCCAGCUGGCACGAUGCUGACGUGGCAGCAGCUGCUGGCGGCGUACCGGGACGACUUUGUGGAAGCUUCUAGGAAGCAGCGGAUGGCUCAAGGAAGGGAAGAGACGAGGCUGGGGAGAGCAGAGGAAGAGAGGAGUGGGCGGGAGGGAGAGGAAGGGGUGAACGGGAGGGGCAGCAGCACUUUCACAUCGGAUCAGCAGGAGCAUUUAAAACCGGAGAUUACUCAGAGUGUUCUCACAGCAGAAGCAGGAGAUGGGAGGGGCAGGGUGGUGGACCGGAGGGGUGGACUGGGGGACGAGAGGAGGAGCCUGGCUCGCAGCCUGGUGACUGAGGUGCAGGCACACCCGCUCCUGCGCCACACAGGACAGCCAAGCCACCCAGACAUGCUGUCUGUGCCGCCCAUGCCGCCCGGCGUGGCAUCCAUGCCACCCGGAACGGCGUUCAGGUUGCCUGAACCUGAAGUGAUGUCCUCUCGGUGCGAGUUCCCUCCCACUCCCACAACGCCUCACAUGCCGCCCUCCCCGCACUCACCCCUUCCCCACUCACCCCUCCCCCAACUUGCAUCCCUUUCCGAAGAUUUCAGCCUGUCCCAUUCCUCCUCUGCUGCUCCUCUCUCCUCCGCAAGCCAGCCGUCACAGGAGCUCGACUCUCUUGCUGAUCUCCUCAUUCGCAUGUCUCUCUCCACCGGCUCACGCCAUAGCAUGGGCGGUGCGGGGCUGAAGGGGAUUGAACGGCAUGGCAUGGGGCCUGGGGGGUCAAGGGGGGGCGAACGGCAUAGCGUGGCGGGUGGGGGAUUGAAGGGGGUUGACCCGCACAGCAAGGGUGUGAGCUUUGAGCAAGAGGGGGAGAGGCACAGCAUUGGGGGUGGGAGUGUGAAGGGGAGAGCCGUGGGUGAGGAGAGCAUGGUGGGGGGUGCAGAAAGGAUGGGGCAGGAAGGGAGUAUGGGGGGGAAGGGGACAAUGGGGUUUGCAGGGGGGAUGAGGGGGGAGGGGAGCAUGGGGGGUGCGGAGGGGAUGGGGGAAGAGAGGCAGAGCAUGGGGAAUUGGGGAGUCGAUGUGAGCGCUAUAGGUGGGGAGGGGACGGAAGGUAUGGGAGGGGAUUGGGAGGGCAUGGGUAGUGGGGAUGCGAUGGGGGGAAAGUGGGAAGGCAAGGGCAUGGGAAGUGAGGAUGUGGGGGUAGUGAGGGAGGUGAGAGACGCAGGAGGAGAGUGGAGAGCAGGGGCGGGAGAUCCCAAGCACGUGCUGCCACCUGACCGCCUGGGCCUGCUGCUUCAGGUGAUUCCAACAGAGGAGGAGGCGGCGAAGUUUAGAGCAGUCUCAGGUUCAGCCCGCGGGUUCUCUCUGGAUUCCCUCGCUCGCCUGUCAGAAGUGCGAGUCACUCCCCCCUCCCACUGCGCCAAGGGCCUCGACACACUGUUCGCCGCCUCCCAGGUCGCUUCUGAGUUGACUCAACAGUCAAACUCCUCCCAGGUUCUGCCUCCCGGCUCUCGAUUCUCGCGCACACAGUCCUUCCCUGUCACUCGUGCCAAUGCCCCCUCAUCCACCUCCUCCUCCUCCUCCUCCUCGUCCUCCCCCUCCCCUUCCCCGUUUUCCUCCUCUUCCUCCUCCUCCUCCUCUUCCUCCUCCUCCGCUCGUCCCUCCUCCCCGUUCCCCACAUCCUCAACCCUCGCCGCCAGCACUCCCGCAGCUUCCCCAUUCCCGUCCCACCAGUCCCACCCCUCCCAUCCUCCGCCCCUGAUCGCCCGUGCAACAACUCUCCUCGACGUGGUGGUGAUUAUAACGAGGGGCGGCGACUCAACCAGACCAAAUGAGGGAGAGGAGGAAGCAGGGGAAGUAGGGAGCAGCCUUAUGGGCAGUUCAGUCAGAAACAAGGGAGGAGAGGAGGGAGCACGGGGAAGAGGGAAGCUUACAGUGGAGCUGGGAGCAGUUGGUGAGGCGGUUAGGAUGUCCCAAGCUGACGUGGCGGAUGCCACGUCAGCACUCGACACUGGCCUGCGAUUGGUGGAUGAGGAGGUGCGGCUUCUGCAGCAGGAGACAGAAGAGGCGAGGCUGCAGGAGGGGGAGGAGGCGGAGAAGCAACAAGUUGAGGAAAGGGAGGAGCGACAGGAGGAUGGACAGGGGGGGGGACUUGAUAGCGAGGGUGGGGCGGAGAGGCAGCGGAAGGGGAAGGGGGUAAGGCAGGGCGGGCUGCUGGCGGUGCUAGCAGAGUUCAGAUUGAAUGCAAGGAAGGAGAGGGAGGAACUGGCCAAUGAUGCUGAAGAGUGCAGCGCGGAUGAGGAGAAUUCGGGGGAGUUCACCGCAAUUUACCCUUCCGAUUUGCGCAUAGCCAACCCUAAGGAAGUAACCAGCACUGCAGACGAAGUAGAAAAACUUCGCAAGGACGAGAAGGAUCGCCAGAGGCGGCGCCGAACCUGCUGCUGCCGCGUCGCAUGCUGGUCGCUCAUCGUCCUCGCCGUCUUGAUCGUCGGAUUAGGCGUCGCAGGGCUCGUCGCAUACCUGACAGUCUCGAAGCAACAGCCGGAGGUGAAGGUCGAGCGAAUCAACAUCCUCCGCGUCGGCAUCACAAAAUCCGGCGGCGGGUUCCUGGGCCUCGAAAACUUCCGCCUUGGCCUAUCCGCGUUAAUAAACGUCACCGCGCUCGUGUAUAACCCCAACAACUGGGACGUGGAAGCGGAAAACAUCAGCAUCGACGUAAAAUUCUUCGACAUGAAUGUUACAAAUGUGACCAUUCCUGGCGUCGUGGGCAUGAGCAAGGGUGGGAGCGCGGAGUUGACUGUCCCCCUCGAUAUUGUCGACGCGCCCCUGGCGACGCUGAGUCCCGCGAGCCUGCUGACGACGCCGCUGCUGCAUGGGCGCGCGGAAAUGCGGGUGGUGGUUGGCACUGCAGCGCGCGUGAAAUACUGGGGCAUCUCGUCGCCACGCGUUAUGGUGCAUGUGGAAUGCACGAUGCAGCUGGACCCGUUUUCCGCUAAGAAGUACAACGAGCAGUGUACACCCAGCAUCUCGCUGUGA